UAAUCGAGGCAGGCUGAGCCCAUACUUUUUCCUUUUUCACAACUUGACAAGCUUUGAGCAGUAGUUGUGUUAGUGGUAGUGUCCCGGUGGCGGAAGGCUUGCUAGCUAGUCGGUUCAGUGGUGAUCCUUUUCUGAGCUAGUGUCGAUAAAACAAUGCGUCGCAGAAAAAAAUAAAUGCCCCGGUUGCUGGCAGUGAUGAUAUCCGUGUCCUAACCUUAACAUCGUUUUCUGUGUGGAGUGGUCGAAACGUGCUUUUCCUAUUCCUCGGUACGGGCACUUCAAUCGAGCCGAUCAAGCAUCGACAGACAAUUAUCAAAACUGGGCGGUGAAAUCACGGUGGGAACAAUUUAAUCCCGACCACUUGGGCUUGGGUUUACCGUUGGUUGUCGAGGCGAGGAAUUUCGCGAUACAGACAAGCACACGGCCGUGCUACUGGGUAAUUGCUCUGAUAGUGGUGAAUUGAGUGCGUACCAUAUUGAUAAAGUAAUUAGAAGUGUGUUGUGCUUGCGUCUGUCGAGGAAGUAUCCACUUGAGCUGAGCAGUGAAGUGGGAGCGAAAAAGACUACAGCACACGCUAAGGGUGGUUGUAUGGAGCAUCGUUAAGAGUUGUGACAAGCAAUGAUGACCCGAACGAGGUACAUCUGGAUGAUGAAAUCGAGCGCGUCUUCGGUACGACCGCCGAGAAGGAACGUUUCGAACUGAACCGCCUGCAGGACGAAGUCAUCCUGGACAACUCGCCGCUCAAGUACGACGAAGCGCAACGCGUCCCGGACAGCGCGGACCGCCAAAUGCAUCAAGACACCACGUCGAGCGCCAGCAACACUAGCAACACCGCGCCAACCGCCAACAACAACACCACGAUCAGCAACAAACCCAGCAACACCAGUGCGCACAGCAAUGAGAGCCGCAAGCCGCCGGUAUCAUCACCGCCGACCACCGCCCCGACCAGCCCGAUCUCGUUCUCGUCCAAGAGCGAGACGACGGACACGAAACCCUCGACGGCCAACAACACCACGCUAGCGGACAACACGUCGAACGAUUUCAGCGAAACCGUACACGAUGAGCCGGUGGUCGAUCAGGGCACGGUCCAGGGUGAACAGUGGGAUACGAGCGCAAGGAGAAACGUGCACUUUGACAAGGAAAACAAGGGCGCUCCGAUCGAUGGCCUACCGCUAGAGGACACCAACGAAGAGCGUCGUCGACGAACGGAGAAACUACUGCAAAGCAAACCCGUCCGUAGCAAAAGACGCCACCAUCCGCACAAGUCGCGGAAGUUUUCGCUGCAGGAGUAUCACCCGGAAUGGCGACGGCAGAGCGGAACCGAGGGUGGUCCAACCGGGCGCCGAAUCUCGGUCCAGCCGGAGGACGCCACGCUGCAAGAGGCCGACAUCGACGAGCUGACGUCCCACCGGUCGGACGAUCCGCGCGCGUUGCGCCGGCACAAGGUGAGCGCCCAGUCCGGAUCGUCCCUGGUGAACAUCAAUCGGAAGGAGACGCCCCAGCUGCAGCAUCUGCUACCGUCCAGCAAGUACAAGAAGAUGUACGACCACAGCCCGCACGAGGUGUUUGUGCAGCUGGACGAGCUGACGGGCAGCGGGGAGGACCGGGAGUGGAAGGAGACGGCCCGCUGGAUCAAGUACGAGGAGGACGUGGAGGAGGGUGCGGACCGGUGGGGCCGGCCGCACGUCGCUUCCCUAUCGUUCCACUCGCUGCUGAAUCUGCGCCGCUGCCUCGAGACGGGCGUCGUGCUGAUGGACCUCGAGGAGAAGGAUCUGCCCUCGGUGGCUUAUCGAGUGGUCGAGCAGAUGGUGGUUGAUGAGCUGAUCCAUGAGGAUGAUAAGGCGGUCAUCAUGCGGGCACUACUGCUGCGCCAUCGGCACGUCAACGAAAGCUCGCACGGCGGGUUCUCGUUCGGUCCGAAGCGGAAGUACAGCAGCUACACGAGUCUUCAGUCACUGUCGAUGCGUGCCGAGGACGGUGGCAAUGGCGAGGUGAUCGUAGGCGUUAGGCGAUUGAAUUCCUUCGUAAGCCCUACCCAGAGCUACACGCUCAGUCCGCCCUCGCUGCACCCGAACUCGGUGUACGGUCAGAGUCCGAACCUUUCCUCCCGCAACCAUCCGCCGACACCGCAGCCGGGUCCUCCGAAGGACCGUCACGCAAGGCACACAUCCAACCAUGGCCGGUGCAGACGUUCCGGCAGCCAGGACAGCAGCAGCACGGCAACGGCCGCAACAGCCGCUUCGGCCGCAACAGCAGCAGCAGCAGCAGCAGCAGCACCGGUGACACUAACCACGGUCACCUGUGCCGUUGGUAUGCGACGAAAUAACUCACCUUUAUCGCUGACAGUUAGUGUCGAUGACAAGAAGCCUCGCAUUGUGCCGGCGGCCGAAAUCAACGGCCACGGUGGGCAUGGUGAGACGAGGAUCAACAUCAACGAGGAAACGUACACCUCCUCCCAGGAAGACAUCAAGAUGCGCACGCAGAAGGAAUCGAUCCUGAAGCGCAUUCCUGAGGGUGCCGAAGCGACGACGGUCCUCGUCGGCGCGGUAGACUUUCUCGAACAACCGACGAUCGCUUUCGUGCGGUUGGCGGAAGGUAUACCGAUGCCGAGCAUUACGGAAGUGCCGAUCCCCGUACGCUUCCUGUUCAUUCUGCUCGGCCCGCAGAAGACCGAGCUGGACUACCAUGAGGUUGGUCGGUCGAUCGCUACGCUCAUGUCGAACGAGCAUUUCCACGACAUCGCCUACAAGGCGGACGAUCGGCGCGAGCUGCUGUCCGCCAUCAACGAGUUCCUGGACGAUUCGAUCGUGCUGCCGCCGGGCAAAUGGGAACGCCAGGCGCUGCUUCCGUUCGAGGAACUUAAAGCGAAGAGUGACAUGAUCCGGUUGCGCAAGAAGAAAGCACUGGACGAGAAGAUCAAGAGCAAACAGUCGCAGCUGCUGACGAGCGAGGAGGAGAAGAAGCUGCUGGCGUCGAGCGGUGGCGAUGGUGGAGGCGAUGGGAAGAAACCGCCAAAGAAUCCGCUCGAAAAGACGAACCGUUUGUGGGGCGGGCUGAUCAACGACAUCAAGCGACGGUAUCCGAUGUACAAGAGUGACAUCAUGGACGGGCUCAACACGGAAACGCUGGCCGCGACUAUCUUCAUGUACUUUGCGGCCCUCUCGACGGCCAUCACCUUUGGAGGAUUGUCCUCCGACAAGACGCACAACUUGAUUGGAAUUUCGGAAACGCUUGUGUCGGCUUCGAUGGUGGGCCUGGUGUUUCAUCUUCUCGCCGGCCAGCCGUUGGUGAUCAUCGGCACCACCGGUCCUCUACUUCUGUUUGAUGAGGCGCUGAAUCAGUUCUGCAUCUCGAACGACUUCAACUUCCUGACGGUACGGGUGUACGUUGGAUGCUGGUUGGCGGUGAUCGCACUGGUUGUGUCCGCGUUUGAGGGCAGCGUGUACGUGCGAUUGUUUACGCGCUUCACCCAGGAAAUCUUCUCGGCACUCAUCACGCUGAUCUACAUCGUGGAAACUGUCAUGAAGUUGGUGUCCGUGUACAAACGCCAUCCACUGUUGGCGGAGUAUUCGUACAAGAACAUCACCGAGCCACAGCCGUUGCCGAUGCCGUAUCUGGAGGAAGGCAACGGUACCACAGCGGCUGGCCUGCUUGCCGAGAGUCUUACGACGGUGGUGAACGCAACGUUGGGAAUUCCGGUCGAUCCCGACAACCUGCUCAUCCCGGAGGACGGUAUUGGACCACGGAACCGGCCCAACACGGCACUGUUCUGUACCAUCCUUACCCUCGGUACGUUCUCCUUGGCGUACUAUCUGAAGCUGUUCCGCAACUCGCACUUCCUCGGCCGUAACGCGCGUCGUGCGCUGGGUGACUUUGGAGUACCGAUCUCGAUCGCGCUGUUUGUGCUGGUGGACUACAUGAUCCCGGAGGUGUUCACGGAGAAGCUGAGCGUGCCGGAGGGUCUCUCGCCGAGUGAUGAAACACGCCGUGGAUGGAUCAUUCCGCUCGGAGGCGUUCCUGGCUGGUUACCGUUCGUGGCCGGCAUUCCCGCCCUGCUGGUGUACAUUCUGAUCUUCAUGGAGACGCACAUUUCCGAGCUGAUUGUGGACAAGCCGGAGCGUGGCUUGAAGAAGGGUUCCGGGCUGCACAUGGACAUUGUGUUGCUGUGCUUCCUCAACACGGUCUGCGGGUUCUUCGGUAUGCCGUGGCAUUGUGCCGCCACUGUCCGUUCGGUGACGCACGUGUCAGCCGUCACCAUUAUGUCGAGAACUCAUGCUCCAGGAGAUGCGCCACACAUUACGGACGUGAAGGAGCAAAGAAUUUCUGGCUUUUUCGUGUCGCUGAUGGUGGGACUCUCGGUAACGAUGGCUCCGAUCUUGCGCUUGAUCCCGAUGUCAGUGUUGUUCGGAGUGUUCCUGUACAUGGGCAUAGCUUCCAUGAGCGGAGUUCAGUUCUUUGAACGCUUGCGGUUGUACCUAAUGCCCGUGAAGCAUCAUCCCCAAGUGCCGUUCGUGCGGCGAGUACCGACAUGGAAGAUGCAUCUGUUCACCUUCGUGCAGAUACUGGCACUGGCCAUGCUGUGGGCCGUCAAAUCGUCUCCCUUCUCGCUGGCAUUCCCCUUCUUCCUGAUCAUGAUGGUACCGAUUCGGAAGCAGCUGGAAAGUGUCUUUUCUCCGCUGGAGUUGCGUGCGCUUGACGGCAGUCAACCGAACGAAGGUGCAGAGGAUGAACCCGAUUUCUACGAACAGGCUCCAAUUCCUGCUUAAUCGCAGUACAGAGAAACAUUCUUGAAGGAGCAUUGGUUUUGCUUUGAAAGCUGACGAUCGUUGAAUAACGAUAAAGACUUAAUUUGAUUGAUUUCAUGAUUUUAACUACCGAGCGUUGCGUUCCGUCUUGAACGAGCGCUCGUCUUACUAAACACAAGACCUAAAGCGACACGCAAACAGCAAGAUAUAUUUAUUACAAUAAUAACUAAACAGCACCAGCAGCAGUAGCAAGGCAAAAGAUCGAUACAACACCGAAUCAAAACUGUUGACAACAAUUUUCACGUAAUAUAUCUUUAUACAUUUCCUCUAAAGACCUCUCCUUUACGUAACGAAAUUAUUAGAAGUAACGUAGGAAAUUCGAUAAAACAAGUAGCAUAAAUCAAAAUGGGCCGCUAUCCCACAAGGGGAGAGGCAUUCGCAGGAAGGAGGAAGUUAGUGCGGAAGGAUCUUGCCGAUCAAACCUAAACAAAAAGGAAAAAGGGAGGAAACUGAGUGAGUGUGUGAGUGUGCGUGUGCGUGUCUACAACAGUCUGUGAUCAGUAUUACUUACAGGAAGCGAAGGAACUUGCAUGAGAGAAUCACGCGUGCGGUCAUCCCGCCAAACGUUUGCUGGUUGGUAAAGGAAAAGGCGCACAGCAAAAGCAAAAGUAGCAUUACAAAUCCAGAACACAUCAGUGGCCCCCGUUUUUCGGUUGCCGUCUCAUUUACCUUUUGCUCCUUACAACAACAAAAAAACUCACAUCACUUAAUGGAAUGCAAGAGCUCCGGCCAGUGGCCAGCGAUCAGGGAUACUAAGGAAGGUUAUUUGUGGCAAGGACAACUCUUUUACGGCUCAAACGAGAUGGAUGAAACUGUGUAUUUUUGUGACGUAUUUAAAGCUCGAUUGUGUCGGCGUGUAAAGGUGGGACGAGAUUGUUGAUGUUGUAGUUGUGUUGUAGUGUUGGCCAAGCCAAAACAGCAGAACAGAGCCCCGAUCACCCUGUGUGUGUAGGGAUGAAUUUGUUUCGUUUAUGUUUGUUGUUGAUGAACAGAUUAUAUUUUCCACACAUAGAGAGGAAGAGCGAAAGAGAGAGAGAGAGACAGAGUUAUAUGUAUUCACAUUUUGCUUCGCUCGAAAGACAGUUAGAACGCGCCAAACAGGGCCAAUGCCUCAAGGAGGGUUACUUAACGCUAGUGGACCACUGCACCCGCGGAUGGAACGAUCCUGCACGUUUCCGGACCGGCACGUGUGCAGUGGCCAAACGGGAGAAGAAGGGACACGUUUAUGAAGGAGAAUUUUAUCUUACUUCAAUAUUUUUUUUUAGAUAGCCUGUAACUAUUAGCGAGAAAGAGAGCGUGUGCGAUCGUCCCUCUCUACGGAGGGUUAGUAGCUGAGGGCACGGCACGUGUAGCGUGCGUGUCGUAGAAAACCAAGCUCUUGGCAUUACUUACACUAGAUUAGUGGCAUAUAUAGACGGUACGAAUUGAAAAUCAUUCUUCAAUUUCUUGCGCCAUCUUGAGGACAUUAUUAGCCUUCUGAUAGCGUGUUAGCGAGGACCGAACCAACCCGGUACAAACAAUAAAAACUAAACCAUAUUUCA
Anopheles stephensi (Asian malaria mosquito) is the source of this 6346-nucleotide messenger RNA. RefSeq names its product anion exchange protein 2 (gene Ae2). Lineage: Eukaryota; Metazoa; Arthropoda; Insecta; Diptera; Culicidae. The transcript is spliced from 12 exons. The coding region runs from base 789 to 4766 and encodes 1325 amino acids. Gene Ontology annotation, biological process: monoatomic anion transport; regulation of intracellular pH; transmembrane transport. The record is from RefSeq and is a predicted model, not a curated record. Gene Ontology annotation, cellular component: plasma membrane. Gene Ontology annotation, molecular function: monoatomic anion transmembrane transporter activity; solute:inorganic anion antiporter activity.